Pogona vitticeps (central bearded dragon) is the source of this 3459-nucleotide messenger RNA. NCBI's taxonomy places the organism in Eukaryota, Metazoa, Chordata, Lepidosauria, Squamata, Agamidae. The record is from RefSeq and is a predicted model, not a curated record.
GAGCGGCAGUCAGACUGGGAGGCAGGCAGGCAGGGGCUUCUCUUGCUGUCCUUCGGCUGCAUUCCCUGGCCAGGGAGCCCAGCCGGCAGGUGGGUGGGGGGAAUGGUGCAGCUUUCCACGGGCCAGUGGCAAGCCCUGAGGAGGCCUCGGACAUGAGUCGCUUCCAUGAGCUGUGUCGGGUGUGCUCCGAGCAGCGUUAUCAGCAGAUCACGAUUCCCCGUGGAAAGAACGGAUUUGGCUUCACCAUCUGCUGCGACUCCCCUGUCCGAGUGCAAGCGGUGGAUUCCGGGGGCCCAGCGGAGAAGGCCGGCUUGCAGCAGCUGGACACCCUCCUUCGGCUGAACGAGCAGCCCGUGGAGCGCUGGAAAUGCGUGGACUUGGCACACGAGAUCCGAAACUGCCCGCAAGAGAUUAUACUGCUGGUCUGGCGCAUCGUUCCGCACGUAAAGCCCGGCCUGGAAGGGGGCCUCCGGCGUUCCUCCUGCAAGUCCACCUUUGACCUGCAGCUGCCGCCCAAAAAAAGGGAGAAGAACGGGGUGGGCCGGGCGUCGCGGCCGCCAGAACAGCGCCAGAGCUGCCACGUGGUGUACGACGGCCACGAUGGGCUGGUGCUGAACAACUGGGAGCGCUACACGGAGCUGGGGAAGGCCCCCCGGCAGCGCCAGCAGCAGACCUUGCCCCCGCUCCUCUCGCGUCCCCCCUCGGGGGCCGACCGAGACAAGAACUACAUCAUUCUGGCGCCGCUCAAUCCUGGAAGCCAGCUGCUGAGGCCGGUCUACCAAGACAGCAAAGGCCCCGGAGACUCCCAGGGCAAGAAGUCUCGACUCAUGAAGACGGUGCAGACCAUCAAAAGCCAGGGAGGUGGCGGAGGCGUCAGCAGCAACAGCGCCCAGAACAGCACCCUGGGGAGGCCCCCUUUCCCCACUUCCAGCUACGGCACCUACGUGACCCUGGCCCCCAAGGUGCUGGUCUUCCCCAUCUUCGUGCAACCUCUCGACCUUUGCAACCCAGCCCGGACCUUGCUUCUGUCGGAGGAGUUGCUUUUCCAUGAGAUCCGGAAUAAACCUACCAAGGUGACCCUCUUCGUCUACUCAGACCUGCUGCUCUUCACCAAGGAAGAUGAGCCGGGGCGCUGCAACGUCCUUCGCAACCCCCUGUACCUCAAGGACGUCCAGCUGCAGGAGGCUUCCUCUGAGGACCUGAAAUUCUGCAUCCUCUACCUGGCUGAGAAGCUGGAGUGCGUGCUCAGCCUGGAAGCUCUCUCCCUGGAGCAGAAGAAGCGCGUCUGCUGGUGCUUGAUCCAGAACAUCUCCAAGCAGCGGCCGGCCACCACGCCCACGGCCCCUCCGGCCGAGACGAAGCAUCCUCGAAGGCGGUUGCUCUUGGCCAAGGAGGGAGAGAGAGAGAUGUUCAGCGCGCGGAGAGAAGUGAGGGGGCAUCUUUCCUCGGUCUCGACUGCAUCCCCACUUUGGGGCUUGAGGCCAAGCCAGCCCCGACUGGCCCCGGGUCUCUGCCCAGUCUUUUGGGGAAGGAAUUGGAGGAGCCGAUGGGGUGUCAUUCCCCCCCCCGGCUCCCUCCCUAGAGGCUGCAGGCCGGCUGUGAAGACAGAGGUGGGUGUCUCUCCUCCGCAUCCUUGGCUUCGCUGCUCUUCUUGCCCCCCCCCCAGGGAAGGCUUUGGGGGCUCCGGGGCGUGUGCAGACUUUUGGCAGCUCAGAGGAGGCGAGGAGCCGCAGCCGGGAGAGCGGAGGUCCCCGUGGGGCGGGGAGGAGAGGACACUUUGGCCCAGAGGACACUUUGCCACCUCCCUUGUGUUGUGUCUGCAUAUGCUUGAGUCAGAGGCUGCCCAACCUGGGGUCGCCCCCCCUGCAAGGGAGGACGUUCCCAGCCCUCCGUUUGCCUUCCCCGUGACCGAUGAGGACGCUGCUACAGGAGAGACGAUGGUGGGGGUCCAGCACGCCCUUGUUGAAGAAGAGGAGAGGGGCCCGGGCCCUCGGGAGGAGGAGGAGGCCCAGGAGCCCGGGAAGAGCCCGGUGGCCUUCACGAUCCCCACCUUGCGGCUGGAGAGCCCCUUCGGCCAGGGCGCCGGGGCAACGGCCAGCACGGCCAGCUUUCACCCGGAGCGUCCCGCAAACCUGUUUGGGGAAGAGGGGGACGAGGAGGAGGAGGAGGACGAUGACGACAGCGAAGAGGAGGAAGAAGAACAACAGGAGGAGGAAGACUAUGAAGAUAGCGACGGGGCCGCCUACCUGAAUCUGGGAAAGGGGAAGCGCUGCAGCAUGUUUGAAGCCUCCUCGGCCGCCCACCAGCCCUCCUGCCGCCUGAGCGUGCAGCACUCCCUGCGUCGCCGGACCCACAGCGAAGGCAGCCUCCUGCGGGAGUCCCGGGCCCCCCAAUCUUUCACCUCCGACACCAGCCUGGACUGUGCCGAAGGGGGCCCGGCCCCUCCUGGCCCCCCCAGCUGGACCCUGCCUUCCCCCAAGACCCUCAAAAAGCAGCUCGCCAAGAACGGGGGCUCCAUCCACCACCUCACUCUCCUCUUUGUCGGGAACCACCGGAAGCAGCAACGGCACGCGCUGGAUCCGGACUGCCCCUGCGACCAAGGAGCCCGGGCUGCCCGCGAGAAGAGGAACAGGAACCUGGCCAAGGAGGUGAAGAACCGGCUGGGCCUCUUCCGGCGACGCCAAGGGUCCCCCGGGGGCCACCCCUCNGCCGGCUGCCUCUUUCUGCCCCCCCUUGCAGACCCGGGUCCCGAACCCUCAAAGGCUGGCACCUUCCAGGCUUCGAGAUCAACGAAUUCUUCAACCCCCCCCCCAAUCUAAUUCCCUUUCCUGCUUAGGCCAACCGCCGAAGAAGCCCUGGAGUGGAGGGAGUCCCUGGAAAAGCUGCUCCAACACAAAUAUGGCCUGGCUGCCUUCCGAGCCUUCCUGCGCACCGAGUUCAGUGAGGAAAACCUGGAGUUCUGGCUGGCUUGCGAGGACUACAGGAAGAUCAAGUCCCAGGCCAAGAUGGCUUCCAAAGCGAAAAAGAUCUUCAUGGAAUAUAUCGCGAUCCAGUCCUGCAAAGAAGUCAACCUAGAUUCCUGCACCCGAGAACAUACCAAAGAGAACAUGCAGGACGUCACUCCGGGCUGCUUUGAUCUGGCCCAGAGACGGAUCUACGGCUUGAUGGAGAAGGACCCGUACCCCCGCUUCCUGCGUUCGGAGCUGUACCUGGACCUCAUUAAUCAGAAGAAACCGAGCCCUUCGCUGUAGAUGGGGCUGGGCGGAGGGACAUUUACAUACAGUCAACUUCCUUUUUGACAGAGGAGCUGCUUGGCGACAGAAGUCCAUGCCUCCCGCUCCCCGCCCCCAGGAGGGCCCGGAGGAACGACACCGUCCGGCUACCCUUCUGUCCCAGGAACUGGCUUUCUGUUCUGGUACGAGGACCUCUUAGCAACCAAGCAGCUUAAGGGUCAAAGAU